CAAACCAGCUUAACUGUUCAAGUGAAAUUAUUCAUAGCUGUCAUUUUCUGACAACAACAUGACAAUAACAACUUGCCAGAAGGUUACUCUUAUAUCAUGCUCUGUUCUCUGUGUUUCUCUUUUCCUGCCUAGGAUGGUUUUACCCAGAGGGAAAAAGGAGAAGGGGCAGCCCGAGGUUGGACCGGGGUUUCACCCUUCUGUGAUGCAUCGGCUGGCAGUACCAGAGGACCAGGAAGGAUGGGAUGUGGACCCUCCUUCCCUGACACACACUGUUGAGAUGAUGGCAAAAAUGAAAAGCAUUGGAAAAGGCAAAAAAUCCAACUUGAUGACUCAAGUGAUACCCAUAUACGGCUUUGGGGUCCUUCUUUACAUCCUCUAUAUCAUCUAUAAGCUGACGUGUAAGGGGAAGCCGAAUAAAUCAAGAAGCUACUUUGCAAUGACAAACGCAAACAUGUCAAAUAGAAUUCCAAACAAUUAUGAGCUCGCCAGGCUUCAGGAGAAACUUCUGAAAACAGAAAUUAUGUUGGAGAGGAUUGUCUCAGAGAAGACUCGUUCUUCUUCAAGUGGGAAAAGGCGAAAGAGUAAAACUUCAAUAACAAAGAAGGAGGAGAAGCUGCUCAGGCAACUUAGACAGAUCACUCUGCUGAUGCAGGACGGUCGCUUGGAGGGAGCCUCUCCAGAGAUGGAGGCUGAGGAGGUCCCUUAUGAUGUAGACUGGGAAGGUUACCCAGUGGAGACCUACCCAGAAUGCCAUGAGCCCUGUGCCAAUCGUAGGUUUGACACCAUGAGGUUGGAGGAACGCACCAGCCAGCUCACCGCUGAGGCCCUGGCAGAGAGGAUGGAGCAAGAAGAAGAAGAAAUCCUUGCAAGAAAACUUUCCAUAGUGAAAGAGGAAGAUGAGGAGGAAGAGAACAGAGAAGAAGAAGAUGAAGAAGAAGAUGAAGAUGAAGAGGAAGAAGUGGAAGAUGAAGAGGAAGACAUGGAGGAAGAAUUGGAAGACAUAGAGGAGGUGGAGCAGAAAGUAGAAGAGGAGGGGGUAGAGGAAGAGGAGGAAGACGAUGAAGAAGGGGAGAUAAAGCCCUUACUGAGUCCCCCUCAGCCAGGCACUAAAAGAAAGCAGGAGAGAGUUGGUUUGGAGGUGAGCAAAGAGCUGCAUCCUCUGGGUGGAGCAAAAAAGCAAAUACGCUUUAGUGCUCAAAGACAUGUCUUCCAUUAUCCUAAAGAGGAUACCUUUGAAAAAGCGGAAGAGGGCGAGGAAGCCAAGGUAGAGGAAGAGGAAGAGGAGGAGGGGACAGAGGUGGAAGAGGAGGAUGAACCUGAUGAUGAUGAUGAUCCAUUGAUGGAGGCAGAGAGCCUCCUGUUUAGUUGUGAAGGCCCUUCAAACCCAGUCGAAGCAGAAGAAGAUAAAGAAGAGUGCUUGUUAAUGUCAGUGUCGGUGCAGGACGAAGGGCGUAUCCAUGCAGUGUCCACAGAAGUAGGCGUGAGUGGACUGAGGAUGCGCAACAGGCGAGAGACUUAGAAGGCGUUUCUUGUUUCAAAAGUUACUUUUCAAAACAUGCAGUGAACUCAGUAUUUCUUAUUCCUGUUCCUGUUCCUGUAACUAACUCAGUCAUUGAAAGAUUGAGACUUAAUAUAACCGUACAAAUAAAGGUAU
Molecule: messenger RNA, 1654 nt
Organism: Cololabis saira (Pacific saury)
Lineage: Eukaryota; Metazoa; Chordata; Actinopteri; Beloniformes; Belonidae
Gene: ric3a
Product: RIC3 acetylcholine receptor chaperone a
Exons: 6
Coding region: 59-1519 (486 amino acids)
Biological process (GO): synaptic transmission, cholinergic; protein localization to cell surface
Cellular component (GO): intracellular membrane-bounded organelle; neuronal cell body; neuron projection
Source: RefSeq, a predicted model, not a curated record